AUGCAGAGAGUGAGCUUUGAAGUGUCAGGCUAUAACUCCGACGCCGAAGCCGGAAGCAGCGGUUUCAUGAGUGGUCCGAUGAGUGGUCAAUUACCGCCGAUCUACAAAAAAACAGCGAUGAAGAACACCGGAUUCGCGGCGGAGAACAGCCAGAGGACGCGUACGGCGGCGGCUCCAUACGUAGACCUCACGGUAGAUGUCCAAGACGACGGUGUGUCUGUGCACAGCCUGAGAAUGGCGGGAUCGGAAUCUGGAUCAUCCAGCGUCGAAGAGAGUCCGGAGCUCACGCUUCUGAAACGAAACCGCCUCGAGAAGAAAACGACGGUGGUGAAGCGUCUUGCCUCCGUUUCUCACGAGCUCAAGCGUCUGACGUCGGUCUCCGGUGGCGGUGCGAAAAAGCCGUCUCGUGGCCAGGCUAAGUUAGACCGGACGAAAUCCGCCGCCGCUCACGCGUUGAAAGGACUUAAGUUCAUCAGCAAAACCGACGGCGGCGCUGGCUGGUCCGCCGUUGAGAAACGGUUCAAUCAGAUCACCGCCACUACCGGUGGAUUACUGCUUCGCACAAAAUUCGGUGAAUGCAUAGGUAUGAAUUCGAAGGAGUUUGCAUUGGAACUGUUCGACGCAUUGGCUAGGAGAAGGAAUAUAACAGGGGAAGUGAUCGACGGAGAUCAAUUAAAAGAAUUCUGGGAACAAAUCAAUGAUCAAAGCUUCGAUUCUCGUCUCAAGACAUUCUUUGACAUGGUGGAUAAAGAUGCUGAUGGUAGACUUACAGAAGACGAAGUUAGAGAGAUUAUAAGUCUUAGUGCAUCUGCAAACAAUCUCGUCACAAUCCAGAAAAGAGCAGAUGAAUAUGCAGCAUUGAUCAUGGAAGAGCUUGAUCCUGACAAUAUAGGCUACAUCAUGUUGGAGAGUCUUGAGACGCUGCUUUUACAAGCAGCAUCACAGUCUGUAAUCACAAGCACGGGCGAGAGAAAAAACCUGAGCCAUAUGAUGAGCCAGAGGCUUAAACCAACGUUUAACCGGAACCCGUUGAAACGAUGGUACCGUGGUUUAAGAUUCUUCGUGCUUGACAACUGGCAGAGAUGUUGGGUUAUAGCGUUGUGGAUCACGGUGAUGGCUAUACUCUUCGCGUACAAGUACAUCCAAUACAGACGUAGCCCUGUGUAUCCAGUGAUGGGAGAUUGUGUGUGUGCGGCUAAAGGUGCAGCAGAGACGGUGAAGCUUAACAUGGCUUUGAUUCUCUUGCCUGUUUGUAGAAACACCAUCACUUGGCUUCGGAAUAAAACCAAGUUGGGUCGUGUUGUCCCAUUUGAUGACAAUCUCAACUUCCACAAGGUUAUAGCGGUGGGGAUUAUAGUCGGAGUAACGAUGCACGCUGGAGCACAUUUAGCGUGUGAUUUCCCGAGGCUACUAGAGGCGACUCCGGAGCAGUAUAGGCCUUUGAGAGAGUUUUUCGGAGAGGAGCAACCGAAGAGCUAUUGGCAUUUUGUGAACUCGGUGGAAGGUAUAACCGGACUAGUGAUGGUACUGUUGAUGGCGAUUGCUUUUACGUUAGCCACGCCUUGGUUUAGAAGAGGGAAGCUGAAUCUUCCGGGACCGUUAAAGCAAUUAGCUAGCUUCAAUGCCUUUUGGUACACUCAUCAUUUGUUCGUCAUAGUCUACGCUCUUCUUGUUGCUCAUGGAUACUACUUGUAUCUCACUAAAGACUGGCAUAACAAAACGACUUGGAUGUAUUUGGUGGUACCGGUGGUUCUAUACGCGUGUGAGAGGUUGAUAAGAGCAUUCAGGUCGACGAUCAAGGCGGUGACUAUUAGGAAAGUAAUGGUUUAUCCGGGAAACGUUUUGGCGUUGCAUUUGUCAAGGCCUCAAAAGUUCAAGUACAAGAGUGGUCAAUACAUGUUUGUUAACUGUGCUGCUGUGUCUCCAUUCGAAUGGCAUCCAUUUUCAAUCACUUCUGCGCCACAAGAUGAUUAUCUAAGUGUUCAUAUUAGAGUUCUUGGGGAUUGGACACGAGCUCUCAAAGGAGUCUUCUCUGAGGUGUGUAAGCCGCCCCCGGCAGGAGUUAGUGGUCUGUUGAGAGCCGACAUGUUGCAUGGUGCAAAUAAUCCCGACUUCCCGAAAGUCUUGAUCGAUGGUCCGUACGGUGCACCAGCACAAGACUACAAAAAAUACGAGGUAGUUCUACUCGUUGGUCUCGGAAUCGGAGCCACGCCAAUGAUCAGUAUCGUGAAAGACAUUGUCAACAACAUCAGGGCCAAGGAACAAGCCCAGCUCAACCGAAUGGAGCACGGAACAAGCGACCCACAACAACGAAACAAGAAAGAGAGUUUCAGGACGCGUAGGGCUUACUUCUACUGGGUCACGCGUGAGCAAGGCUCAUUCGAUUGGUUCAAGAACAUAAUGAACGAAGUCGCUGAACGAGAUACUAACCGAGUCAUCGAGCUGCAUAACUAUUGUACAAGCGUCUAUGAAGAAGGUGACGCUCGUUCCGCCCUUAUACAUAUGCUUCAGUCACUAAACCAUGCAAAGAACGGCGUUGAUAUUGUCUCUGGAACACGAGUUAUGUCCCAUUUCGCUAAACCUAACUGGAGAAAUGUUUACAAACGCAUAGCCAUGGAUCAUCCUAACACUAAAGUUGGAGUGUUUUAUUGUGGAGCACCGGCAUUGACAAAGGAGCUAAGGCAUUUAGCUUUAGAUUUUACCCACAAGACAAGCACCAGAUUCUCCUUCCACAAAGAGAAUUUCUAA
Messenger RNA from Microthlaspi erraticum, 2748 nucleotides. The record is from the annotation of a GenBank genome assembly. Lineage: Eukaryota; Viridiplantae; Streptophyta; Magnoliopsida; Brassicales; Brassicaceae.